AUGGAUUUCCUAUUCAUUCUGCUUGUUUAUGUCGAAGUGGUAUUAUCAAACUCAUUCCCUAACGUAUGUGCUAGAGGCGCUGAAACUCUGUCGACUCUGAACGCUCCCGCUUCUCGCGAUACUUCUCUCACCGUUUAUCCUUUCAACCCUGAAGACUCUUGGCAGCUUCUCGAAUCCCACAAGUUCCUCCAGAGCCCCUACGGAAAGGAGAAUGUCAAAUCCAACCCACAGGAAGGGGAUCUUUCAUGGAGCAUUUCACUCCAGGACGGUGAUAUAAUAGAUGCACUUCAAGGGCACCCAGGAAUCCAAUUGGAAAAGGAGACGGAAGAAUCUAAACGCGCUGCGCUUGUUAGACGCGAGAAUGCUUCUUACAUCGCUAUAGCGGCAAACCCUGAGGAUGACGGACAGACCAAGGCGACGUUAGAAUUUAUUAAAACGAAGAUCAAGAAUCCGAAUGAAAGGAUUAUUGAGCUCCACAAGCCUGGCACCGACCAUGUCAUGGGCUGGGGUCACCUACAAUUCACUAGCGAAGCGAAGGCGGCAGGGGAAGCGUACGAGGGCAUCAAGGCUUUGGCCGACGACUAUCCAGCGGAUGAUGAGCGUGCCAGAUGA
Messenger RNA from Trematosphaeria pertusa, 612 nucleotides. RefSeq lists its product as uncharacterized. The transcript has a single exon. NCBI's taxonomy places the organism in Eukaryota, Fungi, Ascomycota, Dothideomycetes, Pleosporales, Trematosphaeriaceae. Bases 1 to 612 code for a protein of 203 amino acids. The record is from RefSeq and is a predicted model, not a curated record.